This is a messenger RNA of Ectocarpus sp. CCAP 1310/34, 2915 nucleotides long. NCBI's taxonomy places the organism in Eukaryota, Phaeophyceae, Ectocarpales, Ectocarpaceae. The record is from the annotation of a GenBank genome assembly.
AUGGCCCUGCGACCGCAUGGUUCGGAAUCAAACAACAACGCGCGGGGCAUCUCGGAGCUGCGCGUGCUCGUUCUUCACAAGAAGUCCUUGAGCACGCAGCAAGCCGCCGGCCGGGACAACCACCACCACCCCGAAAGCUACGCCACCGAUGGCUUUGGCUCGAGUGCAGAGGAGGCAAAGCGGUUUGGGCUAUCCACCAGAAACGUAGCCUUCGGAGGAUUGGUCGACGAGGACAGAGGCAGCCUGAGAAGGAGGAGGAAAGGCGGCUUGGCUGCAGCCGCACGCACCGGUGGCGGCGGCGGUGGCGUCGACUCGAAGGGAGCGCCGACGCAUUUUGCUUCCCAUCCUGGCACUCCUCGUCCCCCUGUCGCUCCAGCUACUCCUCCUCCUCGUGGUCCCUAUUAUGAAUAUGCAUACGAGGAGGAUGAUUAUUCCGCAGCAGGGUCAAGCCCAGCAGGUGGCCCGAUCGCCACCGACGCCAGCGGUCUUCCCGACACCCAGCCACAGGUGGCGCGGAAUGUCUCCUUCAGCGAGGAAGUCAAGGAAGUGCUGAUCGAGAAUCGACGUCAGACGUACGGCAACAAGGCCAGCAGACGCCAACACUUCUACUCCAAGGCCGAGCUUGCCACCUUCAAGCGUGCCUGGCACUGCCACGUCAAGUCGAGCAGCAGGCCGGUGAAUGGGUUGAUGGCGUGCGGGUGCCCAGGCUGCGACUACGACUACGACGAAGGGCGGGCGCCGCCGACGUUGCAAAAGGUAGUCCCACCCAUCGACUACAACCGUUGGGUAUGGGAGGGUUAGACACGUGUUUGACUCUGGAGUAUUUGGCUGCAAGUGACUUAUUACAAAUCUCCGCCGGAAGACGUGAAAUUUGUUUCCCUUUUCUCGUUGUGGAAGCUGGCGAAGGUCGCCACGCUGAUCGAGCUGCUGUCGCGAUUUUACUUGAAGAGGUUGAGUGUUGUCGAAAGAGGGCGGCCGGUCAAGGGAAGGACCACCGAACGAAAGUAGCACAUCAUGUCCGAUUCAGCACUGCGCAGUGUUUGGCUGACUAAGGUUCUUGUGAAAGACGUGUGCGAAAGAGUACAGACAUCUCUAGAUCAUCCUGUGCGUUGCGCUGUUGUUUACGUGACGCAUGUUUUUUCCCAGUACAAUACGUGUCCUUGUCAUGCCACUUGGUGUAUCUUUAGCUCAUCUGGGUGUGUGUGUUUCGCUCUGCGUGGCGUUUCCUUGUCGGUGUUUUUUUUCUUAGAUAUGUGUAUGUGUGUUCGUGGUUGCCUUCGCGCCACUGAUGUUGCCAUUCGCUCACCCAUGGGGUCCCCCGGUGUUCUUUUGACCCCAUCUUUCGCACGUUUACACCCGGAUGGGCCAAACGUGUGACGCGACAACAGCAGUUGGCAGUAUGAAUACGUAGUUUGCGGCGAUGGCAUUUGUGUACCUUUCGCGGUGGGGGGGUAGUCCGAUGAUAUAUCGGGAACCCUCUUCCCCGCCCUUAAGCCCUAAAGACCACCGCCGAAAUGCUUGAAGAAGGCUGUCGAUCAGACAGCGUUGGUAUUUGAAGCUCUCAGAAAAUUGGUGCUAUAUCCGUGCUAGUGUGGUCAGGGUGUUACUCCAUAUUGUUUUGGUUGAUCGUGAUGUAAUGAGGUUUCCAUUUCAGUUUUAAUUGAUGGGUUCGCGCUUUGAUGUGUUUGAGAAAUAUGGUUUGCGCUGCGAUGAUGCAGAAAUAGUUCUGGUCACCGGUGAAUCGCGUACAGUGCUGGCACGCUGGUAAGAGACGCCUGUUUCAAAGCUACUGUAUAGGAUUCCGUGUUGCGCCGGCGACUGAGCCCAAUUUCUUCAUUUCCCUAUUUGUUUUUACAUCUGGGGUUCGAUUUGUGAAGAUGUCUCUUUUGAGCGGGUCGGUGCUGUAGUUUGGGGGAAGGUUUAGAGCUCAAUGUUAUUUCUUUUACUUGUGGUACGGGCAGGAGAACUUCACAUAUACGGUAUGAGGCCUGUAAUAAUUUUCCUGGUGUCGGGGUUGGUAAGGAUAGCGCAGUCGUUGGUAUGUUUUGGCACGGCAACGUAACGUGGAAUUUACCUCGACACAAGCAGGGUAGGAAGCUACUUGAUCUCUGUGAAGAUUAAACCAGUAAGUUUGGGUUGAUGCUUGAUAGCGGAAACACAGUGUUGUUUUCAGACUGAUGGUGGAAACAGGGCCAGACGAUGCCGCAACUUCAAGAAUGGCGUUCUAGUUUCACUCGAAUCCCGCAAUAAUGGAGGGAGCAACGUAUUGGAUAUAUUUCGUGCCUUGCCGAAGGGGUGUACCUCCGGCCGCAGGUGCUUUGCGUGGUACCCAAGAAUAGCUGAGUGUUGUGUACCUUGUAAUUUUUACACUUUCCGGGGACAACUGCCUCCAAAGCGAUACAUAGGAAAAAAAGAAUAGGAGAGUGUAUAUGUUGUCUUGUUUCGAGGAUAAUGUAGCGUGUGCUAGAUGCACAUCAGCUCCGGUUGGAUUGUGCGGGCAUCCAACCGCACAACGUUCGACCUUGUUUUUGUUUUGAAUGCGGUAGUGCUUGUGAUGUGUUUGGGGGUAAAUAGCAUUAUUCAUUCGGUAUGACUGGCUGCCAAGUGUCAGAUAGGUCGACGAGCGCCACGUUAUAGCUAGGGAGGGUACCAAUAUUUGUUUCUUUUUUUUGGCGUGGACGUUGUUGUGCCGUUGCUUAGGCGCACCAUCAUCGUAUCUCUCAAGAUUUUCGUUUGUAGGUAUGGGGUUCGGGAGGGGACUUUGAACAGGUCAGAUUUUACACGGGUCAAUGCUGCUGACAACCCUUGCAUCUUGGCACUUGAUUUGAUUGCAGUCGUUAUUUUUAUGCAAGUGCCCAACUUUGGGGAAAACAUUGGACUGUUCAAUUCUACAACAUCUUCAGUUGCGUCGUAUC